This is a messenger RNA of Aspergillus nidulans FGSC A4, 1005 nucleotides long. Its product is annotated as alpha/beta hydrolase. The record is from RefSeq and is a predicted model, not a curated record. The transcript has a single exon. NCBI's taxonomy places the organism in Eukaryota, Fungi, Ascomycota, Eurotiomycetes, Eurotiales, Aspergillaceae. Gene Ontology annotation, molecular function: hydrolase activity. The coding region runs from base 1 to 1005 and encodes 334 amino acids.
AUGUCUAGCCAUCCGUCAACGAUUCGCCCACCCCUCGACCCUGAGCUAGCCGUCGCUCAAAAAAGCUUCCCCAGAACCCCGCUACGCGAAAGCCUUUCUGCACGCCGCAAGGCCGCAAUUCUAACGUGGGAGUCCAUAAGCGGCGGCAGAGAGGCUUUAAUCUCGCACUCAGAAGUCGACAUCCCAGGCCCCGCAGGAACAUUACGCACUUCAGUCUUGCGCUCGACGAAAGCCGAACAUCAAGCUCAGCCAGCAUCGAAGACUGUCGGAAUUGUCCAUUUUCACGGCGGCGGCCACGUCACGGCCGAUCGGUUCGUUGGGCUCAACACGCUCUUCGACAUCAUUGAGAAACUCGGUGCGGUUGUGGUAUCUGCUGAGUACCGGCUCGCCCCCGAGCACCCGCAGCCGGCGCAGGUCGAGGAUUCUUACGCGGCAUUACGCUGGGCCCACUCCCACGCCUCGGAGCUUGGAUUCAACCCCGAUAAACUGGUAACAUGCGGCGGUUCCGCAGGUGGAAACCUCACAGCGGGCGUCUCGUUACUUGCACGAGACCGUGCCGGGCCGAAGCUUCUCGGCCAGAUGCUUUUCUAUCCUUGGGUUGACGACGCCACGACUUCUCAUUCCAUAGAACAGUUCGGUGAUGUUGCGCCCUGGACAAAAGACGAUAACGCGUAUGGUCUCGACCUCGCGCUUGGUAAAAACCGCGAAUAUGCUAGCAUUUAUUCACUGCCUGCGCGUGCAGCCGAAACACAACAAGGUCUGUCGGGUCUUCCGCCGACGUACCUAGAUGUCGGCGAGGCGGAUGUCUUUCGGGACCAGGAUAUGGAGUUUGCGGGAAACCUUUGGAAGGCAGGCGUUCAGACAGAGCUGCAUGUUUGGCCAGGGGCGUGGCAUGCGUUUGAUACUUUUGCGCCGGAGGCGAGCGUUAGUAAGAGGGCAUUCAAGGCGAGACUGGAAUGGCUGGAGAAGUUGCUUGAGGCCACUGAUGCAGGCAUUUCAGCGUAG